Cicer arietinum (chickpea) is the source of this 857-nucleotide messenger RNA. Its product is annotated as auxin-responsive protein SAUR64-like. Gene Ontology annotation, biological process: response to auxin. The record is from RefSeq and is a predicted model, not a curated record. Lineage: Eukaryota; Viridiplantae; Streptophyta; Magnoliopsida; Fabales; Fabaceae.
AAUUCUUGUUUUGUCACAUAUGUGGUUAGUGAAUGAAUUAUUUCACAUGGUCUUGCUCCAUAUUAGCACUACACUCUCCAUACAAUACCAUAUGGUGUUGUCAAUUUUUUUAGUAUAUAUAUAUUGAAUCAAUUGUUCAUAUUCAAUAUAAAGUCGAUCAAAAUUUGCACCAUAGUUUAAUUUACUCUUUCUCUUAAGUCCUCAUAAAUUUUAAACCAUGCUAAGUGCAAAAAGGCUAAUAGAAAUGGCAAAAAAGUGGCAAAAUAUGGUUAUUGGAAAACGCAAAAGGAUCUCAUACCCAAGACAUGAAGUGGAUACAAAUUCUUCAGCUGUGAUCAAGGGUCACUUUGUUGUCUACAGCGUCGACCAUAAGCGAUUUGUAGUACAUCUAAAAUAUCUUAGCACGAAAGUAUUCAGAGAACUUUUUCAAUGGUCUGAGGAAGUAUUCGGAUUACCAACAAAAGGACCUAUUAUGUUACCGUGUGAUAGUGUUUUCUUGGAGUAUGCAAUCUCGUUGGUUCAAGAACGGAUCGAUGAUGAUGUUGAGAAGGCUUUGAUCACUUUCAUGUAUGCUUGUCACAACGAGGCAUCAUCUUCUUGUCAUGAUCUUAAGCAAAAAAACCAACAAAUAAUUAUAUAUGGCUUUUGAAGAGAUUUAAAUACAUUUGUCUACAAAAUUAGACAUAUAGAUUACAGAGCCUUUAUAAGUAGUUCUGAUAUAUUUCAGAAGCAGUUUUGUAUAAUUAGUUAUGAGAAGGAAACAAUUUAUUCUCAAAACAUUUCUUAUUAUGAAAAGUAUGAAGUAUUCUAAUAGUAAUGUAAUGUGUCAAUUUAAAUCUCUGCUUCCUUAGCAUUCA